AUGGGUAACCCAGAACCCCUCGUCAAGAUCAAACCAUUCCGGUUCCUCGAUCUCCCUCCAGACAUCCGGCAGGAGAUAUAUAUUCUCACAGUCGCCAGUCCCGACGCAGGAGUAGUAGAUCUGAAUCCCCUACAUGACGAACAUCGCUUCCCUUCAUUUCCCCAUGACCUUCUUUUAGCCAACCAGCAAAUCUACCACGAAAUCCGAUCGAUUUACUUCAGCCACAACUCCUUCUACCUCACCAUCCGACACGGCCACAACAAGGACCUCCUCCCAUCCUUAGCCCCCGAGUUCCAGGAUAACCGGCGUGAAAUCAAGAGUUUACAUAUCUGGCUCCAGCGAUGGGGAGCGAACCGUUUCUUCCUCGAUAGCUUCGCACCCGCGAUAGAAGAUAUGAUCUUGAAUGGGAAAUUGAGGGAGCUGGAGGUUGUCAUCAACCACCCCGAAACUCUCAGGUAUACACAAAUGGGGAGCCUAGAGUUGUCUGAGAAUUGGAGGGCGUUAAAGAGGAUAUGUAGGGAUCCGUAUUUGGAAACGGUGAAGCUCAAGGCUCAUGGGGUGAAGAAUUUCAUGAGGAGAAAUGUCGUCCCAAGGUCUACAGGUAAACAUAGGGAUAUUACUUGGAUGCUUAGUGAACCUGAUUAA
Venustampulla echinocandica is the source of this 645-nucleotide messenger RNA. RefSeq lists its product as uncharacterized. The transcript has a single exon. Lineage: Eukaryota; Fungi; Ascomycota; Leotiomycetes; Helotiales; Pleuroascaceae. The coding region runs from base 1 to 645 and encodes 214 amino acids. The record is from RefSeq and is a predicted model, not a curated record.